This is a messenger RNA of Nerophis lumbriciformis (worm pipefish), 384 nucleotides long. Lineage: Eukaryota; Metazoa; Chordata; Actinopteri; Syngnathiformes; Syngnathidae. The record is from RefSeq and is a predicted model, not a curated record.
AUGAAUCUCACUUUGUCAUUUUGCUGCUUUAACCUGCUUUUAGUGUUUGAUUAUGCUCGAGGAAAACCCACCUCUGAUUUACAGAGUUUAACUCAGAUUUUGGAAGAGCUUAAAGACGUGCCUCCUCACACUUCAGAGGAGAUGCAAGAUCUUGGCGGCGAUGCAGACAAGUCAAAGAGCGCUGAUUCAGAGGGGCACACGUGGGACUCCUCUGACCCCAGCAACUUGGCAAUGGAGGUUAAAGCAGACGUCCUUGCCCUCCUUUUCAAAGACCUCUUCCGACCCGCCAAGCGGUCCUGGAGCCGCUACAGGAAAGGGGGGCUGAGGAGCUGUUUCGGCGUACGCUUGGAUAGGAUUGGAUCAUUCAGCGGAUUAGGCUGUUGA